AAUGUGACCGAAGGUAAUUGCCCCGCGUAGAAUAACGUAGUUCAGUACGUCAGCUUUUUUGGUUGUACACAUUUUGGAGGCCCUUUAGUUAACUGGAUAUCAUUUAAGAGAACAUACUCAAGAAUUUCAAGUAUCAAGACUUAAUCGUCCGCCCCUAAAGUUUCGUCUUUUGCAUCUAUUCGUGAAUGACUGCAAUUCUGUAUCAGAACACGUAAUAUCACUACCUGUUAGUGCGUUGAAAGUCUAACAUAGGUCAAUUGACCUACCCUUACCCUUCAAGACAGUCAAAUGGAUUGGCUUGGGGGAUUAUCGUCCAUAAAGGGUCAGCUAACAAACAUCACCAAAGAUCUUUUGGCCGAAGGGACGCGUGAAAUUAAUGAUCCUGAAAGUGAAUUAUCGACUGCACGCACACGUAUAUGUGAACUUGAAUCAGUUGUUGAGACUCAGAAGACAGAAAUUAACUCUCUUAGGUGUAGGAACGAGGAGCUUGUGGUUCAGCUAGAGUCAUUACAGCUGAGGCUCGAUCACACAAAGGAACUGUUUAUUCAACAAUUACGUGAAAAAGAUAUUUUAAUUUCCAAGUUGCAAGCUGAAGUGUCUAAUGAACGUGGGGAACCUGAAGGACAGCCGGAAGCUUCAGUUGGGACUACAAGCUGUCGUAUUGACAAUAGUGCAACCAUAUCUGGACUAACGCAGUAUCCUGAUCUUGCAAGUGAAGAUCAUCAGGUUCCGUCAACUGUAUCCCAUUCAGAUGGCACAGUCACUUGGGAAGAAUUAAAAAAUGAGGUUGUCCAACUUCGUGCAGAAUUAACUAAAUGGAAGAAAGUUGCCAAAAAAAAAGAAAAAUCUUCGGAUAACACUUCAUCACAUCAGUUGUUGAACAUAGAGUUAGAAAAUCAAAUCGAACAAUUAAAACGACAAGUCAGUGACCUACAAGAAACACAUAGAAAUGAAAUAGCUGCCGUACAAGAGAGUCAUUCAGAUCAUUUGUCUAAUCUUGUGGAACAGUUAAAAGAAACUGAAACUGAAGUGAUUAAACUUCAGAAACAGGUAGAUGAAUUUCAGGACCGCUCAAGUUGUGUUGUCAAUCUUAAUCAAACUGAUCUUGGAAAUAUUACUUUUAAAACUGAUAAAUCAGUCUGUACUGAUGUCAGUGAUUUAACAAUGUUUGUUGAAAGUCAAGAAAAUUCGAAAAAAUCACGUCCUGGUAAAAAGAAGAAGAAGAAACCAACUACUCAAUGGGAUGCAACAGAUAUUGCAAAGUCUUCUAAAUCAAUUUCUUGUGAAAUGUCAUCCCAGACUGAUUAUAGUCAAAUGAAGGAUUCAUCUGUUCAGUCUGCUGAUCAAGUUGAAACAAAUGAUGCGUUUACUGAAGAUUAUCUUUAUCAAUCAAGCAGUUCCACUUCUGUUCAAACAGAUUCUCUAAUUCAAUCAUUAAGUAAAGAACUGCAAACUGAUUCACCAUAUGAAAAUGCAACAACAUCAAUUCCAACCACGUCAGUUGAAAUUCAGUUUUCUUCAACAGAUUGUGAAAAUGCUCAUCAUUUAGGAGAUAUUGACGAUGCUUCUAGUAAUAAUUAUCAUUUGAUAUGUUCAAAUGAGGCACAACAAACACAAUCGUCAUUACAUAAUGUUUUUAGUAAAUCACACGAAAUAAACGAACUAGUUAACCAACUUACAAAUGGAAUAAAUACUUAUCAUCGGGUGAUAUUCGAUAUGUUAAAUCGUAAUGGAGUUGAAUCAUCACAAAUCAUGUCAGCUUUGUCUCAAUCAAUAUUAUUUUCCCAGUCAAAUUAUGAAACUAAUAAUGAUGUACUUGAAAAGUUAAAAUUUUUGAUAAACAACAUUCAAUUUCAUCAUGAAUGUAUUACUAAAAACGAUGUUCAAAAAACUGUGAAUAUGAGCUUAUCUGUGCCUGUUUCAAAUACACGUUUAUCUGGUGAAAUAAGUGAUUCUACAGAAGUUGAGUUAGAUGCUUGGCAAGAUGAUGAUUUCCCUGAAUUGAAUUCUAAUGCUUCAGAAGAAACGAAAUGUCAAAGUGAACUUCCUACUGAUAAUAUACCAAAUUGCAAUGAAAAACUUCAAGAUGAGCUCCCAUCUUCACCUCAUAGUCUGAAGGAGAAAAUCCAACAGCUAGAAGAAAUGCUUUCAAAUAAUAGUAUCGCGAAUGCAAAUCGUAUAGCUGAACUAGAAAGCCAAUUGGAACCAUUCAAUCGUUUACAAAAGUCUUUAAACACAACUGUUUCGGAUUUAUUAUCACUUCCACCUCCACCUACUUUGCCCAGUCAUUUACUCAGCCAACAAUCUUCCUGUACCUGGCCACCUACAAGUGUUGAAGAUCAACUAGCUCUAUUAACUGCUUCUGAGGUUUCUGCUCGUAAUGAAAUCAUUCGUUUGAAUGAUUCACUUUCGUUGUUUAAAGAAAAAUGUAAACGACUAGAAUGCGAUAACCAACAGUUGUAUGACCAGUUGGCUCAUUGUGAAAAAAAUCUCAAAUCAUCUAAUUCUACAGGGAACUUACAGAUUUCGGACGAUUUUGUUGAAUUAAGCUCUCUGGCUUAUCAAAUUUGUGUUUCCCUCGAUCCUGAGUUUAGUGAAAAAGAAUGGAAUCCUGAUGAUUGGGAAAUUGAGUUAUUUACUCUACUUAAGGAUCGUCUAGAUUCAGAAUUAACUGAAACUGAUGAUCAAUCUGAAAGUGUUGUCAAAUUGUCUGCUGAAGUUGCAGCACUUCGUGAUAUUCUGGCGCAGCACACAACAUUCCGAACACAAGCAGAACGAGAUUUAAAACACUUACUUUUCACAAUUCAAAACCAACAUGAUAUGAUUGAAAAGUUGCAAAUGGAGAAGCAACAGUUGGAAAGUGUCUUGCCAGGCAUGGAGUCCAAACUUACACCUAUUACUACUACUUUCGUUACCACUGCGUCCGCCGCUACCUCUACUGACCCUCCUGUUAUUUCUACUGCUAGUACUAGUACCUCUACAACAACCGACGAUGUUGCGAAUGAUGAUACGGAACAUAAAUUUAAAGCAUCAUGUAUUGAUACUGAAACACAAACCUCCCCAUUUACUGAUAACUCUAUUGAUGAAAUGAAUAAGCGCAAAGAAAAUUAUGAACAAUAUUGUAAAGAACUAGUCAAAUAUAUUUGUUCUAUAUACAAUGAUCAUUUGGUCAAUUCAUCACAAAACUGUGAAACAUUUAUCGUGUCACCUGACUCUUUUGAACUAACAAAUAUUUCAAAAGUCUUUUCUUUACUAGAAAAGUUCAGUGUUAAAUUUAAUGAAUAUAAAACUAAUUCAGAUAAUUUCCAAUCGAUGUACAGUACAUUAGUGAAUAGUUUACAACAGAAGCAUGCUGAAAGUCAAUUAUAUCAUGAGAGAUUACAGCAUUCUUUAAAUGAAUUAAAUGAAGUUAGAAAACAUCGAGAGGAGGCAGAAAUUUUAGUGAAUAGUUUACGAGAACAAUUAAAUGUUAAACAAAUGGAAGCUGACAAUAUCGUAAAACAAUCUCUGUUAAUGAAUGAAACUAUAUCAGCGUCAACUAAAUUCGUAGAUCAAUCGAGUAAAAUGAAUUUUGAAGAAGAAACAUCGAACGAAGAAAAAUUAAUAGCCGAAAUCCAACGCUUACAAGCACAUUUAGUUGAGAUGGAAGAAUCUUAUACCUCUGAAGCUGUUAUUGCAGAAAUUCGUGAGGUGGAACUUCGUUCACGUUUAAACGAAGUUGAAAAGUCCCUUGCUCAACUGAAAGAUUCAUGUACUACAACAGAUACGCAAUUGCAGACAGCUUAUUCUGAACGAGACGAUGCUUUAAAACAUUUGGAGGCUAGUCGACGUGAAGUUCUGGAUUUAAAAGAGAGUUUAAAGACUCUACAAACAGUUUUAGAUAAUUUUCAGCGCAAUCAGGAAGCUACUCUUCUAGCUGAAACGGAACAUCUUCGAGCUGAACUUAAUCGAACUAUUCAAAAAGAAAUGGCUACAAAACAAGAGAUGGAACAAUUAAAUAAAUCAAUUAUCAAAUAUCAAGAAUUAGCCAAUGAAUUAAAUCAAAUGAAAAAUGUUAAUCAACAAUUACGUGAACAAAUCCUUCGACUUGAAACAAAAGUUAAAAAUCGUGAUACAGAAAAUAAUGGACUUCGUGAUCGUCUUGCUAAAAUGGCUGUAGAUACAGAUGCACGAAUUGAUAAAGUAUUAAUUAAGAACUUGCUACUUAGCUACUUGCAGUUACCUGCAAAUCAACGUAGCAGUGCUAUUCGGGUUAUCGGAAGCUUGUUGGAAUUUUCAGAUGAGGAUUACGUGAAAAUUGGCAAUGAAUCUGGCACAUUACCUAAACUAAUGAAAUGGGUUCGAACCACUGUAUCUAAUUUACCUAGUGGACCCCCAAAAGAUGUUCUACUUUCAUCGAAUAAUAACGAUAAGACUUUCACAGAAUUGUUACUGGCCUUUCUGGAAGAAGAAUCAUCUCCUCGAUCACCAAUUAAGCUGCCUAUGGAUUAUUAUACACCUGAUAUGGUCAGUUCAACGAAUAAUUCCAGAAAGCAGGUGAAUACAAGUGGUACGGAAGAUGAGAAGUAUCCUGUUAGCAAAAUUAUAACAGGUUCUACUUCACUAUCUAAUCCUCCUAAAUCCGAUAAUGAUUCAAACUUAUUAGAUCAUAAACCGGUUUUCUAUAUGCUUUAACAAUGAUUACAUAUUUCUCACUUAUUUCCUUUGAUUUUUUUCCUUGAGCUGUGAUUGUAAAAUUUCCAUUCUCUUCUACCAGAAUUUUCAUUUGAUUUCAAUUUUUUAUUUGUUUACCUUUCACACAAUAUUUCGAUGCACCACCAUUCCGGGUAAAUUUCAAUAAUAUAUUCAUUUUGUUGUUAUGCAUUGUGACAACGUAAUUCUAUAUAAAAUAAGUAUUACGGUUGUAAAUCACUUCUCCAAUUAAGUAUUAGUUGACUAUGGUAAUAAUAAAUUAUUAGACGAUUAUU
Messenger RNA from Schistosoma margrebowiei, 4967 nucleotides. Lineage: Eukaryota; Metazoa; Platyhelminthes; Trematoda; Strigeidida; Schistosomatidae. The record is from the annotation of a GenBank genome assembly.